Aureobasidium uvarum is the source of this 573-nucleotide messenger RNA. The record is from the annotation of a GenBank genome assembly. NCBI's taxonomy places the organism in Eukaryota, Fungi, Ascomycota, Dothideomycetes, Dothideales, Saccotheciaceae.
AUGCCGCUCCACACGGAUCGCAACAAGGGCAGAGAAGCAAAUGCUUACUUGACUUACAUUAUCGAAAACUACGGCUCGCUUCCCUCGACAGUCGCAUUCGUACACUCACAUGAGUUUGGCUGGUUGAAGGCGUGGCAUACAGACGCUAAGCGCCACUCCAACGUCGAGAGCCUAAACUCUUUGAAUACCAAAUUCGUUCAGAGGAAUGGUUAUGCAAAUCUGAGAUGCUUGCCCAAUCCUGGCUGUCCAGAUGAAGUACAACCAUUCCGAGAGCCUGUGGACGAGAGCAAGACAACCGAAGCAGUAUUCGCUUCUGCUUGGAGAGAUAUUUUCAACAAUGACGAUAUUCCAGAAGUCGUUGGUGUAGCUUGUUGUGCCCAGUUCGCCGUAUCAAGGCAACAAAUACUCAAAAGGACCAGAGAAGAAUAUCUUCGCAUGCACAACUGGCUGAUGGGAACCGAGUUGGACGACCAGACCUCAGGACGGAUAUUCGAGUAUCUAUGGCAUAUUAUGUUCGGCCAGGAGUCUGUCNUAGUAGGUGUUCCGAAGCUGCAAAUACGAUUCUCGAGCUGA